Molecule: messenger RNA, 413 nt
Organism: Notothenia coriiceps (black rockcod)
Lineage: Eukaryota; Metazoa; Chordata; Actinopteri; Perciformes; Nototheniidae
Product: cleavage and polyadenylation specificity factor subunit 3-like
Exons: 3
Biological process (GO): mRNA 3'-end processing by stem-loop binding and cleavage
Cellular component (GO): mRNA cleavage and polyadenylation specificity factor complex
Molecular function (GO): RNA endonuclease activity; 5'-3' RNA exonuclease activity; RNA binding
Source: RefSeq, a predicted model, not a curated record
GUCCUCUCCACACAGCCAUGACGGAGGAACCAGAGUUUCUUCCUGCUGUUUCUGGUUUCUACACGGAGGGGUUUCUGCACGGGACGGAAGUGACGCAGUAGCCUCACUUUUGGAACCGCGCGCUGCAGAAAAAUACACUCUUUGUUAUUUUUGUUAAAAUUGUCCAUUUUUGGAGUAAAAAUGGCGACGAAGCGAAAAUGUGAUGCAACUGUUCCCGCGGAGGAGAGCGACCAGCUGCUCAUCCGCCCGCUAGGAGCCGGACAGGAAGUGGGACGCUCCUGCAUCAUAUUGGAAUUCAAAGGACGUAAGAUUAUGCUGGACUGUGGGAUCCACCCUGGUCUGGAGGGGAUGGAUGCUCUGCCGUACAUCGACCUGAUCGACCCGGCUGAGAUCGACCUGCUGCUCAUCAGCCA